Molecule: messenger RNA, 5211 nt
Organism: Penaeus chinensis
Lineage: Eukaryota; Metazoa; Arthropoda; Malacostraca; Decapoda; Penaeidae
Product: sodium-dependent proline transporter-like
Exons: 14
Coding region: 317-2386 (689 amino acids)
Biological process (GO): sodium ion transmembrane transport
Cellular component (GO): membrane
Molecular function (GO): glycine transmembrane transporter activity
Source: RefSeq, a predicted model, not a curated record
GAGACACACCAGUCACCUUGCGAGUGUCAUGGUAGAAGAACGCUCUCUCUCCGUUCGCCUCCCUCGCCCCCGGACGUCUAUGCGCGCGUGUGAGUGACUUGUGCGCGCCGUAUGAGUGUGUGUGCGGGACAGUGUUGCAGAGGAAAAAAACAACAACAAAAUAAUCAAAACACAAGAAAACAAAAUCGAAGACAGCAACAAUAGAAUAAACGAACGAACUAAGCUAAAAACCUGGUAGACAGGUAGACGGGUAGAGAGGGCGGGAGAGGCCCGACGAGGAGUCAAGUGUGUUGGAGACUGCAACGCGUGUUCCACCAUGCCGUCCUACUCCUAUAAAGUCAAUGACCCCAUCAGCCCCAUCUCCUACAAGCAGCGCCACGGCGGCAGCGGGAGCAGCGGCGGCGUCGGCGGCGGCGGCGGCGGCGGCGGCGGCGGAGGAAUGUCGGAGCCGCGCGCCUCUCACCAGAACGGACACACGUCGAGCAGCGCCAACGGCCAGGACGAGCGCUGGCGCCAGAACUACGUGCCGACACCCUAUGAGCCAUACAAGGCGACCUCCCCGAGUCCCGGCGUGGCGAAGGUCGAGACCGGAGGCGGAGGCGUGGAGGACGAGGAGCGCGGCCACUGGGGAUCCAAGGCCGAGUUCCUGCUUUCCUGCAUCGGUCUCUCCGUCGGCAUCGGCAACGUGUGGCGGUUCCCCUACCUGGCGUACGAAAAUGGCGGCGCUGCGUUCCUGUUCCCGUACAUCAUCCUCCUCGUCCUGAUCGGAAAGCCCAUGUAUCUGAUGGAGACGGCGCUCGGACAGUACUCACAGCUCGGGCCCAUGAACGUGUGGCGCUGUGCCCCCGUCAUGCAAGGCGUCGGCGUCGCUAUGGUUAUCCUGUCUCUCAUCACAGCCAUCUACUACAACCAGCUCAUGGCCUACACGCUCUUCUACAUGUUCGACUGUUUCGCCUCCGAUGUGCCGUGGGCGACCUGCGACGCCGAUUGGGCGGACGAUAACUGCUUCGCCGUGGGCGGCAUCUACCCGUGCGCGCGCUACAACCUCACCGGCCCCACGGACACCAUCAACUGCACGCUCAAGAACGAGUCGUCGGCCGUGCAGUUCUGGGAGAGAGGAGUCCUUAACAUCGACAAGUCAGGGUUGAAGGAAUUUGGCCAGAUCGGAGACAUCCAGGUGAAGCUGACCCUUUACCUGCUCCUGUCGUGGGUCAUCGUGUUCCUGUGCCUCAUGAAGGGCAUCAAGUCGUCCGGCAAGGUCGUCUACUUCACCGCCACCUUCCCCUACAUCAUCCUCAUCGCUCUGCUCAUCGUCGGCGUCAUGCUCGAGGGCGCGUCCAAGGGCCUGACGUUCCUAUUCGUGCCCAAGUGGGAGAAGAUCCUGGACGUGCACGUGUGGCGGAAGGCGGCCGAGCAGAUGUUCUUCUCCCUGUCCGUGUCGUGGGGAGGACUCAUCAUGUUCGGAUCCUACAACAAGUUCCGCAACAAGGUGCACAUCGACGCCUUCAUCGUGUCUUCGCUGGACUUCGUGACUUCGCUCAUUGCCGCCACAGCCAUCUUUUCCGUGCUGGGAGCCAUGGCGCAUGAUCUCGGCGUUGACAUCGAGGACGUGGCGGCCAGCGGUCCCGGCCUCGCCUUCAUCGCGUACCCGGAGGCCAUCUCGCGCACGCUCCCCUUCCCGCAGAUGUGGGCGUCGCUCUUCUUCUUCAUGCUGUUCACACUCGGCUUGGACUCCGAGUUUGCACUCCUGGAAACGGUGCUGACGGCCCUGUACGACACCUUCCCGAGCACACGCAACCAGAAGCUCAAGCUGACUGCCCUGCUGUGCGUGUCGUGCUUCCUGAUGGGCAUCCCGAUGUGCGCCACCAUGGGCCAGUACAUCUUCUACCUGGUGGACAGCUUCGGCGGCGGCGUCGGCGUGCUACUGAUCGCCAUCCUGGAGCUGGUCGGCCUGCACUGGGUGUACGGCGUGCGCAGGUUCAGCGAAGAUCUCAAGUUCAUGCUGGGGUACAACCCGUCCAUGUUCUGGAAAGUCUGCUGGGUAUUCAUCGCGCCCGUCACGCUUAUUCUCAUGUUCAUCUACUCGGCUGUCACGUGGACCAACCCGAAGUACGGCGACGUCGAGUACCCCGACUGGGCGAUCGCCAUCGGCUGGUUCCUCGCCGCUGUGUCCGUGGGCAUGAUCCCCCUCGUCUUCAUCUACGUCGUGCUGAAGAGGCUCUUCACUGGGAACAUCCAUCGAGUGUUCGCUCCCGCCGACAACUGGGGCCCCGGCGACCGCGAAGCCCGCCAGGAGCUACUGGCCCUCAAGCACGGUAUCAACAUGAACGAGACCAAAUUCGGCAUCGACAACCCCGCGAUGGAUCCACGAUACUAUCCUCAGUAAUUUGGGAAAAAGAUGUUAGAAGAAAAUGGAUUUUAGAGUCACUUUUAACAAAUCAUUUGAUACUAGAUUGUUUUCUUCACGAUUUCGACUUGCGUGUGAGGUGUAGGCCUAGUUGAAGGAUGCCCCAGCCUAGAUUGAUUGAAGGGUUUUAGCAUUAUAACCAUGAAAAAAAGUAUGACGUUGUGAAUGAAUCGUUAAGAUUUUGCACCUUGGAUAUAUCAUGUUGGGAGCCAAGCAGACAGGAAUGUCUGCUUUAUCUACACGAAUCAAACUCUUCAACGCUUAUUCAACCUCUACUUUUGUUUAAUGACAUAUUCUGAUACGGUCUCUCCCAAACUGUCCCACUAUAGGUUAUAAUAAACUCUUAUAAGAACUCUAGAACCUCACGUUACUUAUAUUAUACUUAUAUUCCCCUGUAGUCAGACACCAACACACAUUCUCUCACAUCCACGCCUUCCUCUUGUUCCCCCCUCCACACUCAUAUUAUUUUCUUAAGUGAAACCUACUAUUCGCACAUUUUCCGCGAAGCUCAAGUACAGUGUCAGGUCUUCCGUCCCCCCCCCCCCUUUUAGUAUGAGUGAAAUUACAUCAAUACAGGGCCUUUAACGAUUGAAAAUAUGACCUUUAAUUCCAAGAAAUUUAUUUUUUAUCUUAAACAGUGAUAUGUUCUAAAUUUGGUAUUAGAGAAAACUGUAAAUAUUUUGAUAAAUGAUGACCUUACGUUUCAUACGAUUUUUUUCCAGGAAAGAAUAUCGUCAACAAUAUGUGUAUAUAUAUAUAUAUAUAUAUAUAUAUAUAUAUAUAUAUAUAUAUGUGUGUGUAUAUGUAUAUAUAUAUGCAUGUAUGUAUGAAUGUAUAUGUUAAGGUCCACAGUAUUAUAACACUGAAUAUUAUCAUCCGUCCACUGCUGUAGCUAAAAUUAUAUCUUUAAGAUUGAAAAAACAAAGUAAAGAGCAAACCAUCUCCAUGGAUUUAAACUGUAUUGUAGAAAAAAAAAAAAUCUUCAACAAAUCUGACGAGAGAUCUGUACACUUCUUUGCCCACAUUAAUGGCCUGUUUUAUCCAAAGAGGGAAAUCGUCUUUCAAAUGUGUUUUUCAUUCUGUCAUUUCUGUCAUAAUACCCUUAUCACUGUUAGGGAAGGAACAAGGGCAGAAAUUUGACUUUAAAUUGGAAUUCACAUUUUUUAUCCAUGAUUACAAGAUCUUGGACGUUUGCCUUUGAACAUGAAAAAAAACCCAUUAGGAUUGAGAUACCUAUAUGAGUAUCAAAAUAUUGCUCUGUAUAUAAAAAGUAGUUUUAAGAAUAUAUUUUUAAAUAUUUCAUGAUAUUACGUAAGUGAUAAAUAUUUGUAUAUGGUCACAGUCUAUACAUCUAAGGUAUCUUAGAUUUUAGCAUUAGAUAUUUUUUCAUUAGAAUUGAUAUUACGCGUUUGUUAUCUGUAGAUAUAUUAUUGAUUUCUGACAUGGCGAUUUUCAGCAAAGUCGAUUCAUACCUAUUUGUAAAGAACACUGAUGUUAAAUUAGAAAACAAUGUGCAGUAGAUCUGCGCUGCACGAUACACACACACACACACACACACACACACACACACACACACACACACACACACACACACACACACACACACACACACACACACACAUAUAUAUGGACUAGGAAAAUGGAGAGUCAGUUAAUAAGCUUCUUUUUUCACAUAUUAUUGGUGAGAAAGUUGAAUUCCUUACACAAUUAUUUUAUCUUUGGGAAUAUUGGCCUUAUGCAUCGUACCUAAUAGUCAUUGAUAAUAAUCAACAGGACAUUAUUAUGAACUCAACUUGCAAGAUACUCUCAUUUGUGUGUACAGUCACAAUUAUAAUUUUUUUUAUUUUUCAUUUUUUUUAAACUGAACUCUUUGCCGUAGGACAUCUUGCCAAUAAUCACCAAACCUUUAAACUAAGAUUUUAUAAUCAAUCUUCUAAUUAUGUAAGCAUCGUUGAUUGAGAUAGCAUAACAUUAAUCACUGACUUUGUAUAACGUUUAAGAAGAAAAUACAUUUGUUACCCCUUGGCAAGAAUACGCUCGAUAUGCUCAUAUGAUAUAUAUAUAUAUAUAUAUAUAUAUAUAUAUAUAUAUAUAUAUAUAUAUGCAUAUAUAAUUUCAUACAUAUAAUUCUCUACACCAAUCACUCAGCUUUAAAUCAGUCUCCAGUAUGAUAUUCUGAGAGGAAUACAUUUAUUGACAAGUUUGGUCUGUUUUCGUUUGUAUUCACUAAAAGAUGAUGUGAAUUCCUUCGUUAAAGUAAUAUUGUUUUGAAUUUCUAUGAAGGGCAAAAGAUUUUUAAGAGUCUCAUAUAUGAAUAUUGAAUAUACGUAUAUAGACAUAUAUUUAUAUGUAUAUAUGUAUGUAUGUAUGUAUGUAUGUAUACUCAACUCAGAUAAAACAGUUUUUUGAAUAAAGAACUUUUUCUGAAAGACCAUCUGCUUAUAGCGAUAAUAAUGUUAAUGAUAAUGAUAAAAAAUACUUUUGUUUUUAACAUCAUUAAUAUUGUCGUUAUCAUUAUUAUUGUAUCCACCUCAUAACAUUUUCCACAGUUGUACUUAAAGAGCAGGGGAAAAAAUCUUCCGAGCCCUUGCGAAAGAAGACAAAACAUUCCCUGUUUAUAAUCUGACGAAGGAUUUGUAUCCUCCUGAAGCUCCGAACGCAAUGGUUCUGUACCAGUGACAAAAUAGUCAGUUGUAUUUAGGUUUAAUAUUACUCACAGGAAGGCUAUUUGUAAUAUAUAUCUGUAAAUUGUAUAAGUGAUAUAGUAUCUUAUUUUAUUACCAAACAUGAAUACAACACGCCAA